Molecule: messenger RNA, 1205 nt
Organism: Manduca sexta (tobacco hornworm)
Lineage: Eukaryota; Metazoa; Arthropoda; Insecta; Lepidoptera; Sphingidae
Exons: 2
Coding region: 168-782 (204 amino acids)
Molecular function (GO): nucleic acid binding; zinc ion binding
Source: RefSeq, a predicted model, not a curated record
UUUAUCCAGUCCGAAAAAACCCUCAGAAUCCGAGUACGAAAAAGUGGUGGAGCAGAUGCGGAAUCAUCUGCAACCCACACCAUCGCCUCUAGCGGAGCGCUAUAAAUUUAGGCAGAGGAGACAAGAAAGCCAAGAAACUGUUGCCGUUUACGUGGCGGAAUUAAAAAAUGUCACGUUAUUGUGAAUUUCGAGCAAAUUUGAACGAAAAUUUAAGAGAUCAAUUUGUCUGUGGGAUUAAAAGCGAGGUGAUUCGGCAGCGUCUAUUUGCCGAAAACGGUAUUCUGUCUUUUCCGGAAGCUGUGAUGUUGGCGAGCUCAUUAGAAGCGGCGGAGAGAGAUGCGGCGGCUGUGAUGGUUCUGAGUGCGGAAGUGACGGAAUCACCGACGACUGCAGAGGGAAAAGUGCACUUACUCGCGUCGCAUGAGCGUGCAAAGAAGGCUCGUGGCGGUCUUUUUGUUCACGGAAAUAGCGGAUCGCGGACAGGGCACAGAGUCCGCAGCACAGGUUGUGGCCGAUGCGGUUCUAUAGAUCAUGGUAAUGUAGACUGUAGGUACCGCGACUUCGUAUGCGGAGGAUGCGGAAUUGUUGGUCACUUACGGCGAAUGUGCCGAUUUGUCGCGGCAUCGAAGACUCGAGCAAGUGUAAUACCAGCGGUGGCAAGAUCUCAGGGUCGCACAGGAAUACACCACGGCCAAGCCAAUCAACGGGAAAAUGCCGAAGAGCAGUCGGAUGUAGAAGAGAACCUUCACCAGUUAUGUUUAAAUAAUUAUAAGGCGAUAUAACAAGCUGUUUGAUGGACGUUUGGGCCGAUUCACUGGCUGUAAGGCGACGUUGAAAUUACGGGAAUCGGCGGUUCCGGUGUUCCAUCGUGCGCGGCCACUGCCUUACGCACUGCGCGACCGUGUUGACGCAGAGUUAGACAGAAUGCUGCGCGAUGGAAUAAUCGAGCCAGUCGAUUGUUCCGACUGGGCGUCUCCUCUGGUACCGGUAAAUAAAGCGGAUGGCUCUCUGAGAAUCUGUGCGGAUUAUAAGGCUACUGUUAAUCCUAUGCUAUAUGUAGAUAGGUUUCCGUUACCGAGAAUUGAUGACUUAUUGGUGCGCCUAGGCGGGGCUAAAUAUUUUUCUAAGAUAGAUUUAUCCCAGGCCUAUAACCAGAUAGAGUUAGAUGAAACAAAAAAUAUACUGUGAUAAAUACUCAUCGCGGC